GAGAUACUGCAAUAUCAAACAGCCAGGACAUAGGAGAGACGAGAGGAAGUCAGUAAGACAAAGUGAGACAAGAGCGUGCCAGUUUGAUUCAGUUACUGAUCGGAUCGGUGAUUAUGGGAAUGCUGGGGACAUCAGUGGCCUUUCUUCUUCACCUGGCUGCAUGCCUGGCUGCCCCUGUGCCAUGUGAAGAGAAGGUAGUCCGUCUGGAAGCGGAGAUCCAGGGCCUGAUGAAAGUGAUCAAUGACCAGCACCAGUACAUCCAGGAGCUCCACAACAGCCAGUCCCAGCAGUUAGAGCACAUACCCAACUCACACCUGGGCCCUGAGAACCUGUACAGGGACUGUUCCGAGGUGUUUGCAGACGGUAACGUGGCCAGUGGGCUCUACGUGAUUCGUCCAGAUGGCUCUCCCACUGCACUCAGUGUUUACUGUGACAUGAACAAUGGAGGAGGAUGGACAGUCUUCCAGAGAAGGAGAGAUGGCACAGAGAAUUUUGACAGAGCAUGGGUGGAGUACAAGCAUGGAUUUGGGGACCUCUUCUCCCCUAGUGGAGAAUUCUGGCUGGGGAAUGAACCUUUACACUAUCUCACUUCCCAAGGAAACUAUGACUUGCGCAUCGACAUGGAGGACUUUGAGGGUAAUCAGCGCUACGCAGAGUACAAGAACUUCAAAGUGGACAGUGAAAAGGACCAGUAUCAGUUACAUUUGGGAGAGUACACAGGGAAUGCAGGGGAUGCUCUGGCUGAUGCUCACAGUCCCUCCUCUGCUGGUGCAGGCUUGGGCUCAAGCAAAGUCAAAUUCAGUACUUUUGAUCAGCCAAACAACGACGAUACUGAAAACGACAGCCAGUGUAUCAGACUCACCAAGUCAGGCUGGUGGUUCAGCAGGUGUGAUUCAGGGAAUCUGAACGGUCAUUACUACAAAGGGCCGUACCAAGCGAUGACCGAUGACGGGGUGGUGUGGUACACAUGGCAUGGUUGGUGGUACUCCAUCAAAUCUGUGAUCAUGAUGGUGCGGGCCACCGACCUCGAGCAUCCACCGCCAGUCGUCGGUGUAGUUGAUCCUGCUCAUGGCCAAUAGGCUGAAAGCAAAUGUGGAAGCAAUGUGUGUCUCCUCACUUAAGCCUGAAAAACUUUCCUGUUUUUUUUUUUUUUUACACAUUUGACUAAAGGCUAUUUGACAGGCUACAAACUGGGUAAAAUUAGUGUCAUCUCACUCAAACCUUUCUUGUAUUCAUACAGUUUGACUUUUUCAAAAAUGUCUACCAUUGCAUUUAUUUUAAUGUUUGAAAUAAAACAAUGUUGCUUUAA
This is a messenger RNA of Lates calcarifer (barramundi perch), 1309 nucleotides long. Its product is annotated as fibrinogen-like protein 1. The record is from RefSeq and is a predicted model, not a curated record. Gene Ontology annotation, biological process: negative regulation of T cell activation; regulation of immune response. Lineage: Eukaryota; Metazoa; Chordata; Actinopteri; Centropomidae. The transcript is spliced from 7 exons. Bases 114 to 1079 code for a protein of 321 amino acids.